AUGCUGGGCGCCGCCAGACCGGGCUCCCCGGCCCCGCCGCCGCCGUCUCCCCUCGCGCUCCGCGGCCUGUACGCCUGGCUGGACCGACUGCCGCUCAGCCGGCCCAAGCGCCACCUGGCCCGGGACUUCAGCGACGGCGUGAUGCUGGCGGAGAUUGUGAAGCAUUACCACCCCAGGCUCGUGGACCUGCACAACUACGUGCCCACCUGCAACACGGACCAGAAGCUCAGCAACUGGAGCACUCUCAACAGGAAAGUCUUUCACAAGCUGCGUUUCUGUGUCUCAGAGGGGGAUAUCCGAAAGGUGGUGGCCAACACGCCCGGGGCCAUCGAGCCCAUCUUGUGCGCGCUGAAGGAAAAGGUGGUGGACGGCGCUGUCCGCGCGGACCCACCUGGCGCAGGCGUGCUCGUCGGUGCAUUUGUACGUACCGCCUUUGAGCCUGCCGUCUGCCAUCGGGACCCCACCGGUGGGCCCCGGGAGCACCUGAACACUGGGGUGCAGCAGCUGCUGGAGGAAAAGGAGCAGGCGCUGGCCAUUCUGCAGGAGACCGUCCAGGACUGCCCCCCUAACAGCGGGCCAGCGCUCGGCGGCAAGGGGGGAGGAGGCCGCCCCUCCCGUGACUUCCGCAGGGCCUUUCCGGGGGUCCCCUUAAUGGCCUGGGGUCUGAUUGGGGGCCGCGUGGCCUUGCAGCAUGGCUGGGGGUCCCCCUUGCAGCUUGGCUGGCUGGACACUCAGCUCGGGCCGAAACUGCCCGGCUCUGCCAGGUGGGCGGGGCGAGAGACGUGUGUCUCCCUGAAGGUUUUGCAGAUGAAGGUCAUCAGGCUGGAGCACCUGGUGAAGCUGAAGGACCAGCGGAUCAGUGAGCUGACCAGACGUGGGACUGAGCCCCAGUGA
Molecule: messenger RNA, 894 nt
Organism: Myotis daubentonii (Daubenton's bat)
Lineage: Eukaryota; Metazoa; Chordata; Mammalia; Chiroptera; Vespertilionidae
Product: sperm flagellar protein 1-like
Exons: 5
Coding region: 1-894 (297 amino acids)
Biological process (GO): regulation of cytoskeleton organization
Cellular component (GO): axoneme
Molecular function (GO): microtubule binding
Source: RefSeq, a predicted model, not a curated record